Messenger RNA from Pecten maximus, 1977 nucleotides. Its product is annotated as monocarboxylate transporter 9-like. The record is from RefSeq and is a predicted model, not a curated record. Bases 589 to 1722 code for a protein of 377 amino acids. The transcript is spliced from 6 exons. Gene Ontology annotation, molecular function: monocarboxylic acid transmembrane transporter activity. Gene Ontology annotation, biological process: monocarboxylic acid transport; transmembrane transport. NCBI's taxonomy places the organism in Eukaryota, Metazoa, Mollusca, Bivalvia, Pectinida, Pectinidae.
GCGACCACGCCACCCAACCACCGUUAUUAAAUAUUGAAGAAGACUACAAGGCUGAUGGUAAAAUGAUGUGACACUAGUAUACAUAUGUACACUAGUUUGCCAGUAGCCUGACUAGGAUCAGAUGAAUAGCAUUAAUCAGAUAUUUGGUCUAUGGAUGUGCACUCAGCCUUAAGACCCAAAACAUCAACUGUGAUAUGACUUAUGGAGGUCGCCGUUAUUCUGUAUAUUUUCAAAAAAAUUACUAAUACGAACUUUUGGAAGACAGUAAUACUUUCUUGCCGUGGCAUGUUCGCCGCUUAAGGUAAACAAGUAGCCAAGAAGAUAACAUGGUCCUCACUAAACCAGACACGGGCUGGGCAUGGGUUGUCAUGGUGGCGUCAUUUUCUAUUUCCAUCAUCAACGGAUUCUUUUGUUACGGAUAUGGUAUGGUUCAGAUUGCAUUGUUGGAAAGAUUUGACGGUAGCAUCGCCAAGACGUCCUUGGUAGGAUCACUGUUCUCAACAUUUUCUGUGUUGUGGAGGCGUGUUAGAUGGGCUGCUGAUCCGACGCUACAGUUGUCGUCUAGUGGCCGUCGCCGGAGGACUAGUGAUGACUAUCGGGAUUUUCGUCAGUGCGUUCAUGACAUCACUGGAUUGGAUAAUAUUUACUUUUGGUGCCGUUGGAGGUGUUGGAUGUGGCAUACAAUACACUGCUAUCUUUGUUACAAUUGGUUACAAUUUUGAAAGAAAUGUCAAUAUAGCGUCAGGCUUCGCUCUUUCAGGAGUUGGUGUCGGAACAUUUACCCUUACUCCAGUAUUCGCUUACCUAAUGACAGUGUACCCGUUGGAGGGACUUUUUAUCUGCUUGGCGGGAUUGUCGUUACAAACUGUUAUUUUCAGUGUUAUGUUCUUCCCCUCUAGUCUAGAAAUGAAACAUAGACAAAAUUCGUCAAAUGGGCAUAACGCAAGACAAAACAAAAAUACAAGUGAAUAUUCUUUUUGUGUGGUUUUAUUGAAAUUGUUUAAAACAAUACACUUUGCUGUCCUGUUGAUUGGUAUCGGUGCUGGGAACUUUGGAAUAUUUAUUGUUUAUAUACACUUUGCUAAUUACGCGAAACACAUAGGAACGAACGAAAUUGAGAUUGCGUUCCUUUUGUCAGUAAUAGGGCUGGGUUCGUGUGUGUCUAGGAGUUUGGCUGGGUUAGCUUGUAAUUCAAAAGUCAUUGACGAACCCACACUAUUGUUUGGUACCUAUACCCUAUGUGGAAUAUUUACUACCCUGUUACCUAUUUACAGUCAUACAUUUACCGGACAGCUCGUUUUUGCAAUUGCUUUUGGACUAUACGCUGGAUGUCUGUAUGGAAUUAUGAAUGGAAUUACUUUACGAUAUCUGCCCUUAAGUUACCUCGGCACCGCAGUGGGAAUCGAACUCACUGUUGCAGGAUUUGCUAUAAUGACCGGACCUCCUGCUAUAGGCUUGAUUAUAGACGUAACUGAAAACUAUGACCUUGGGUUAAUUAUAGCAGGAUUAUGCAGUUUGAUAGGAGCCAUAUUGAUAUUAGUUGCGGAAUCGUGUUAUACUACGAACAAGAACAAUGACUUGAGUGAUUGUAACAAGGACUUUAUCAUUUCUCUGACUGAAGAUGUAUCGUCGAAAUUGGAGACAAAAGAGGAAGAUGGACAGCGUUUAAAAAAGGAUGAAAUACACUCAAAUAAGGAGUCAGCCAUGAUGCUUGUUGAAUAGGGGGAACCUGGAGUUGAUUGUGCAGUGUGGAAUCUGCCUGGUUUUAAUACCAGAAACAAAAUAAUGAACUUUUUUUUUAUAUUUGAAACAGAUAACUUACGCGCAAUUUUAGAUGAUCAGGUCCCGAUAUCAUUUCUGAACUUGAAAAAGAUGCUUUUCUAUGGAAAUGUUUAAGUUAAUAUCUCCAAUAAGAUUCAUCAGUUUGGAAAUACAUGUAUGUGAUGUUGAAAUGAAGGUUACUUCCUACACAGUCUA